Messenger RNA from Selaginella moellendorffii, 1975 nucleotides. Its product is annotated as replication protein A 70 kDa DNA-binding subunit D. The record is from RefSeq and is a predicted model, not a curated record. Bases 106 to 1899 code for a protein of 597 amino acids. The transcript has 14 exons. Gene Ontology annotation, biological process: DNA repair; DNA replication; DNA recombination. Gene Ontology annotation, cellular component: nucleus. Gene Ontology annotation, molecular function: DNA binding. Lineage: Eukaryota; Viridiplantae; Streptophyta; Lycopodiopsida; Selaginellales; Selaginellaceae.
CUUUGAAUUCCUCCCGCUCUUUUUCAUGUUUUGGCGGGCAAGGAGCCAGGCAUUUAGGUCCCUUCUCGUGCCGCGUUGCUUAGCAAGCACUCUUCCAGCAGGGCGAUGGCGGAUCAAGUGACUGCUCGCGGAGUUUCUCUUUUGCUCAGCGAUUCUCCUGCCACUCCCGUGGUGCUUCAGGUGUUGGAUGUCAAGUCUAUUGCCAACGGCCGCUACACUUGCAUGCUGUCCGAUGGAUCUAUGAAAGCGAAGGCUAUGCUUCCGACCCAUAUGUCGGCGGAGGUAGAGGCAGGGAAGAUCCAACACUUGGGGCUCAUCCGUGUUCUCUCUCAUGCCACCAGCGUGAUUCCAAAUCUGCCAAACAAAGCUCUGAUCGUCACCGAUUGCGAAGUCGUCAGUGGGGCACUGGAUCGUGAGGUUGGUAGUGAAUCAUCAUCUUCCGCACAGAAGACCCAGUGCGAUGAAAAGCCAAAGUUUCUUUCGGCACCAGUUAAGUCGGCCGCUCAGAUCGUUCAAGAGGAGCACGGAAGAGCCGCACCAGCUGCCAGGAUGGGUGUGUCGAGGAGAGUAUACCCCCUGGUGUCUUUAACCCCUUACCAAGGUAGUUGGACAAUCAAGGUGAGAGUUACGAGCAAAGGUCCACUGCGGACGUAUCGCAAUGCCAGAGGCGAGGGAAGCGUCUUCAACGUCGAAUUGACAGACGAAGAUGGAACACAGAUUCAAGCUACCAUGUUCAAGGAGGCGGCUGAAAAGUUUUACCCGAUGUUUGAGCUGGGAAAGGUCUACUACGUUUCGAAUGGAAAUCUCCGCAUGGCUAACAGGCGGUUUUCCGCUGUCAAGAACGACUACGAGAUGACCUUGAAUGCAAGCUCUGGGGUAGAGGAGGUGACUGAGCCUGAUGGAAAGCCUGGUGUGAUUCCUCUGGUUAAGUACAACUUCGUGAAGAUUGAGGACUUGGCGGCGUAUGUUAACAAGAGAGAGCUUUUUGAUGCUAUUGGAAUAGUGCAAUCGGUUUCUUCGACAAUGAGUGUAAGGCGAAAGGUUGACAACACAGAAUUUGCAAAGCGAGAAAUCGUUCUUGUCGACCAAAGUCAAAAAACGGUUGCCGUAAGCCUCUGGAGCAGUCUUGCAGUGGAGGACGGAGCUAAGCUGCUAGAAAUGCUCCCUGAUGCGCCCGUAGUAGUAAUCCGAUCGGUGCGUGCUAAUGACUUUCAAGGUGUAUCUCUGUCGACGUCUCCCAACAGUAUGGUGUGGAUAAAUCCCGACAUUCCCGAGGCCCGAGAACUUCGAUCCUGGUAUGACGAGAGCGGGAAAGAUGCAACCUUGACGUCGGUGGGUGCUGGUUUGAGUCAAAGAGCAGGCCCGACGAACGACAACCGUGCGGAUAUCUCAGACAUCACUGCCCCAUCUGUUGGCGAAGGAAAGGCCGCAUACUUCACUGUCCGCGCUUGCAUCAGCUACAUCAAGCCGGAUCAAACCAUGUGGUACACAGCGUGCAGUACAUGCAAUCGCAAAGUUAGCGAGGACAGCUCUCGAUUCUGGUGCGAGGCCUGUCAGCGGCACUUCGAUACAGCCAGUCGUCGAUACAUAAUGCUGGCCAAGCUAACUGAUCAUAGCGGUGAUGCAUGGGUUUCGUUCUUCAAUGAUCAAGCCGAACAGAUUUUGGGCGUGAGUGCCGACGAGCUAGCCACAAUCAAGUCGCAAGAUGAUGAUCAGAGGCAGUACUCAUCGCAGCUGAGCAAAGUGGUGUGGUCGUCCUACGUUUUCCGUGUCAGCGUUGCUCAGACUGAGUACCUGGGCGAGAAGCGACAGAGGAUCACGAUUCGUGCCGUGAACGAUACCGACUGGGCCAGUGAGUCGAGGCUUUUGUUGGCCAAGAUGAAGCUAGAAAGUUCUUAGUUUCUCAUUAAUCCUUCAGAGCAUCUCUUUGUACAUACCAUAGUUCUGUGAGAAAAUCAAGCCAAAACUACAACUA